AUGCAUAGGUGUGAAACCCUAAAGCAUGCUUACUCAAAUGUUAAGUCCCAAAGAGUUGCUGGGAUCAACUCCAAUGCAAGACAGCACAGAACUGAAGCAUAUGGGGUCAAAAUAGUGACAGGAAAAUCCUAUACAUUUUUGGAUGAAAGACAUAACAACUGGAAUAGAGUAUUCCCACAUAAGGUAUGUAUGUAUGUAUGUGUGUAUGAUUAAUCUUAUUCUAUCUACCACACAUGCCAAAAUGUAUGUAUAGGAUUGCAGCCACACAGCUUAGACAGAUACAUUUCUAACUCUGCUUUGGAACACAGCAGAAAUUAUCUGUGCGUAAAUACGCACAGGACCCAGCUUCAGAGUCAGAUAUCAGACCAACCUGCACAGAGAUACCUGCUGCUCUCCACUGUGAGCCAACCUUUCUCCAUACCCAUGUCCCUGGUGAGCAAGAUUAGUGUGUGGGGUGGAGAAAUAAUAGGAAGCCUCAAAACCCAGGUUUUGCCACCCUAGCCAGUUUUUGUGACAUUGCUGCUUGAUUUUCUGGCACUGAAAAAUCACAACAUUAAUUCCAAUUGUGGGUGACUUUUUCACUGGCAUUACAAACCUAUGCUCCAGCUUUUCUCAAACUACAUACUUCCAUUUCCUGGCACUGCUACCCUAUGGUGAAGUCUGAGGGUUGUUUCCAACUAAGUCCUAGACAGAGUAAACCCAAUUGAAUUAAGGGGUCUAAUUAGUCAUGUUCAUUCAUUUCAAUGGGCCCACUCUGAGUAGGGCUAAUGUUGGAUGCAAUCCAUUCCUCUGUCAAUUAUUCCCGCAAGGAGACUGAAUCUGGAUCCUGUAUACCUGUGUACUCUGUUAUUACUGCUGUUGUGAAAUCUCGCUGUGCUUGUUUUCAACAUAUAUAUGCCAUUGCAAAACUCCUUUUACUUUUGUACUUUACGUAUGCAGGCAUAUGGGUGUGUGUACCCUGAUCCCCGUUUACUGAAAGACUAAUUAAGAGAUUUAACUUCACCAGGACUGAAACAAUUAAAGAACAAUUUUGGUCAUCUACCAGGUUCUGAACAUGAACAAAUACAUCAGGCCUUGAAGCAGCUUUCUUCAGCCUGUUGCCCUCAAUAUUUUGGGCUGAAAAACCCAUCAUCCUCAGGCAGCACAGGUUACUGAAGAGUUGCUGGUGAGAGUUGUUAUCCAAAAGAUCUAUAGUGCAGAAGAUGGGGGAGGCUGCCUUUCAGACCAUCUAGCACAUGUUCUUCCCAAAUAAAUACACUUUAAAAUAAAUGCAACACCAGACAUUUUGGUGGAGCUGUGCACUCAAAUACAUGAACACAGAAAGAACUGAGGAAGCAUGGAAUCACAUGGCAGGAAAUGGACAGACACAACAUUCCUAUACCGACUUGGUAGGAAGCACUACUGAAUUCACGGGGGUUCACUUCUGUGGAGACAUGCAUUGCUCCUGCACUGAUGUUCUGUGCUGCUCUUUUGUUACCUUCAUCAUUGGUUAGUUUUGUGAUUUCCUUUUUGUGAUUUUAAUAUUAACUGGCGUUUUUGUAACCUACUCUUGUGCCAUUUGAUUAAAGUACAAACAAAUAUAUGUAAGAUUAUGCUUUGAGAAGCUGAUGGGAUUUGUAGUAGAAAACAUCUGACAGGCACCAAGUUGGGGAAGGCUAGCAAAAAAUGGUACUA
Podarcis lilfordi (Lilford's wall lizard) is the source of this 1674-nucleotide messenger RNA. NCBI's taxonomy places the organism in Eukaryota, Metazoa, Chordata, Lepidosauria, Squamata, Lacertidae. The record is from the annotation of a GenBank genome assembly.